Oreochromis niloticus (Nile tilapia) is the source of this 3987-nucleotide messenger RNA. It is a transcript of the gene accs, whose product is annotated as 1-aminocyclopropane-1-carboxylate synthase homolog (Arabidopsis)(non-functional). The transcript is spliced from 15 exons. Lineage: Eukaryota; Metazoa; Chordata; Actinopteri; Cichliformes; Cichlidae. Bases 622 to 3531 code for a protein of 969 amino acids. Gene Ontology annotation, molecular function: pyridoxal phosphate binding; transaminase activity. Gene Ontology annotation, biological process: biosynthetic process; amino acid metabolic process. The record is from RefSeq and is a predicted model, not a curated record.
CAUCUCCUGGAUAUGUACUGAACCUACAAAAAAAAGAACAAAACAGCAGUGGAACCGGUAGAGGGGGCCAUAACACAAAGCUCCCCGUUUGAGUCUGACUCGCAUGGUUGCGUCUACCCCGUUACAGCCUGGUAUAAGUGAAAACCAGCCCGCUUUCAGCAGCUCCAGCGUUAUAACACGGACCAAAGUUAUCCCGGAAUAAGGACAGCACGCAUGUGCCGUCAACCCGGAUGUAGAUAUCUUAGUGCGCGUCUAUUCCCCGUUUCUCCAAGUUAUGACAACAUUUGCUGUGAGAAAGAUUUAAAGAUCUUAACCCCAGCUGGACAAACCUUUGCCGCCCCAAACCUGUCCAAACCGGGUUAACCAUCCGUGACAUGUAUCGGGCUACGUGGAUGUCACAUGAGAGUGACAGAAAUGAGUGUUCUCAUUUCGGAGGGCUGCAUUUUUGAUUUAAGGUGAGAGCACAUACAGUGAGUUGGUAUAACCUACACUUUUACUGCAUGAGUAAUGCAUUUAAAAUCCAGCGUGUGUCGGCGUGCCUGAAGUUGGCCUGACAGAGGCCGGCUGCUCGUUUUCGCUAUCAUCAUCCCGUGUUGCAGAAAUCCUCCUCUAACUUAGACGAUGGACUUCCGCGGCAGGAGGCAUGAGCGAGGCAGCAACUGGACUGACCCGGAGAUUGUGGAGCUGCUCCAGCUGUGGUCCGACGAGUCGGUGCAGAUUGAACUGGAGAGUUCACUGCGCAACCAGCGCGUGUUUGACCGCAUCGCCCACAUUUUGCGUGAAAAGGGCAUCUACCGCACAGGAGACCAGUGCAGGGAGAAGAUUAAAAAGAUGAAGCUGGAGUACCGCCGCAUCAAGGACAACCACAAAAUGAGGUCUUGGAAGUUUUAUGAUGUGAUGGACAGAGUGCUGGCGAAUCGGCCGGCUAUUACCUACUCCUCCCUAGGCGGAGCUGUCAUAGCUCAACAGGUGUUCCAGAGCUCUGGGGCACCUGAGGCAUACCUGCAAGGAGUGCCAGCGGGCUCUUUUGGUCCUGCUUCCUCCGGUGGGUUUCUCUUUGGCCAGCCUCCAAAAGCUGGAGAUCCGCUGGAUAUCAAAUGUGAAGAUGUGGAGGAGAGCAUGCUGAACUCCGGAGAGGCACCGCCUGAGAUGUACUACGGUUCUGGAGAUGAUCAGGAAACUGAUGGGCAGUCUCUGCUGGAGCCAGAAGACACCCUGGGCCAAGCCGAGAGCACACUUAAUACAAGAAUUUCACCUUCAGGUUUUAGUGACCUGAACAUGACUGGCUCUGCUACAGCCACCACCUUGGCUGCUGGUGGUCCCGUGUCACACGACACAUCCGACGAACCCAGAAAGGAGGGUUCUCGUCAACAGACCUCAGUGAGACAGAGGAAGCGGCGCCGGGGUGGUAAAACAUCAUGGUGCCAUGGGGGCGGUAGAUGUGGUGGUCAGGAGAGACUGGAUAAAGCCCUAGCCAGCUUCUUGAGCUGGCAGCAGUCUGCAGAGGAGCGUCUCCUCUCACUGGAGGAGGCGCGGCUGGAGAGAGAGCUGCAGGCGGAGGAGCGCAGGGAGCAGCGGGAGGAGAGGAGGGCAGAACAAGAGCGUCAGCAUGAGCUCCGCCUGUUCAGCAUGCUCACGGGGGUGUUGCUCGCUGUCAGAGAGGGUACACAAACCACAACACAAAGCGACCCCGCCACCUCACCCUUAGCUCGUUUUUCAGCUUCGCUGAUGACAACGCCUGCCCCCUCUGCUCCUUCAUCUUCAUCCCAGCCACCUCCAGAAGCUCCCACGACAGAGUCUAUUUUUAAUCAGGAGACAAAAAAGUCACAGCUCACAUCUGUCAAGGCCUGCAAAAUGUCUCAGAAUGCUUUGGAAACACUGAGGGGUGAGGAAGGUCCCGGCAAUAGCGUCUACCUGUCUGAGCGUGGUAAUAGCAUCCGACUCCAUGAAGGUAUUCUCCAGGAGGGCUACAUCCAAUAUGGAAUGGACCGGCACCAUGAUACAGACAACCCUGAUGGUAUCAUCAACAUGGGGACCAGUGAGAACAAACUUUGUUAUGAUCUUCUUCAUAAACGGCUGACCAAGCCUGACAUGCUGCACAUCAACCCAUCCUUGUUGCAGUAUUCAGACUGGAGGGGGCACGCUUUCCUCAGGGAGGCAGUUGCAAAAUUCCUGACUCACUACUGUUGUUCUCCAAACCCAUUAAAAGCUGACAACGUUGUGGUGAUGAAUGGCUGUGGUUCCCUGUUCUCAUGUAUUGCUGCAGUCAUUUGUGAUCCUAAAGAUGCCAUCCUUAUUCCGACUCCUUUCUACGGCGUCAUCACUGAAGAUCUUCAUCUGUAUAGUGAUGUAAAACUCUUCCACGUUCCCCUUGAUUGUGAGGCUGAUGGCAAAGAUAACCGACCCUUCCGCCUCACUGUAGGGAAACUAGAAGAAGGUCUGCAAAGAGCUAAGGAAGAGGGGUUGACAAUUCGCGGCGUUAUCCUGAUGAACCCCCACAACCCUCUGGCUGAAAUCUACAGCCUGAAGGAAAUGAUUACCUUCCUGGAGUUUGCCAAAAGAAAUGCUCUCCAUGCCAUUGUAGAUGAAGUGUACAUGCUGACAGUGUUUGAUGAAUCUGUCACCUUUCAGAGUGUCCUCAGUGCAGACAGUUUGCCCGACCCACAGAGGACGCAUGUAAUGUGGGGAAUGAGCAAGGACUUUGCAAUGGCAGGAAUCAGAAUAGGCACUUUAUAUACUGAGAACAGAGACCUCGUGGAGGCUUUGGCCAAAUUGGGCUCUUUUCAUGGUGUCCCUGGGACUACCCAGCACCAGGUUGCACAACUGCUUCAGGACAAAGAGUGGAUCAAUGAGGAAUUUUUGCCUGAGAACAGACGCAGGCUGAAAGCUGCGUGCAGCUACAUGACUGGAGAGCUGCUCAGUAUGGGCAUCCCGUUUCUAGACAGGCCUGCGACACUCUAUGUCUGGGCUGACCUUAGAAAGUAUCUCCAAGAGUCAUCGUUUGAGGAGGAGCUGUCUCUGUGGAAGUGUUUCCUCAGGCACAAGGUGCUGCUGAGUUGUGGCCAAGCGUUCUGCUGUUCAGUGCCCGGGUGGUUCCGCAUCGUCUUUGCAGACCAACAGCACCACCUUCAGCUUGGCCUUAAGCGAAUUAGAGAGGCUUUAAAAGAAACUGAAGAAAAAAUGAGAGUCCCGGACAUCAAACAAACCAGUGAGGAGAGCCAAAAGCCAGUAAAAAAGGACAAUGCAGGUUCAGACAAUGCUGCUACUGUCAAUCCAAAAGCCUUAGCCGAGAACAAUUCAUCAGAUCAGCUGAAGGAGAGGGAUAGCCCUGUUCCUGACACAGGCUCACUGGCCACUGAAGACUGCCAAGCCUCUAAGCCCGCAGAGAGUCUUGACACGCUGAUCGGUACUCUCAGGCAUCAGAUCCGUUCCUCCGAUUGGCUGGAGAAAAGCACUCCAGAGCUGUCUGCUGGGGAGGACCCGGAAAUUUUUGAUGUGUUCAAGGUCCUGCUGCAAAGAGCCAGAAAGUAAGCUUAGGAUUAAACAGGCACGGAUGUGACUGCCAAAUUUCAAGAGGCAGUACUUAAGCAUCCCUCUUGCUUCCUGUGUUUAUGGUGAAAAGCUUGACACAAACACCUGACACAAGGUCAGCUCUGAUGUCUGUUUUUGAGGAAUGAAAUAGCUGAGAGCAGGUUAAAGAGAAGUGAAGAAAAAACCCGGCCUGGCAUUAAGAACAGCACGGAUACUUUUCUGUAUGCGUCUCGAGGCCUUAUUGUUAAGCUGAGAAGUGGAUUUAUUUGCUGAUAUUCUAAGUGGAUGCCAAAUAUAACAACCAAAAAUCAGACGUGUCCUAACAUCAAACACUACAGAUCUCUUUUCUUAUGAAUUGUAAAUUUUUCUUAUUAUCAUCUUACGCGGUUUAUUUUGUCAAAAUGAAUUGUACUUGCUGUAAAGUUAAUAGUCCACAAAUAAAUACAGGAAGUAUUA